Molecule: messenger RNA, 699 nt
Organism: Castor canadensis (American beaver)
Lineage: Eukaryota; Metazoa; Chordata; Mammalia; Rodentia; Castoridae
Source: RefSeq, a predicted model, not a curated record
CACGGAGCCGCCAUGCCGGAACCGCGCGGAUUGUCUCCUCUGAGAGUGAACGCGGCCUUCGCCGCCCGGUACAGCCGCUACCGGGAGCGCGAGGAGCUGCAGCGCUUGAAGGAUCGCUAUGGGGACCGUGGCGGCGACUCCAGCUCCGAGUCUGACUCCAGCGAGGAGCGCGUGGAAUUUGACCCCCAGCAGGAUCGAGACUUUUACAGGACACUGUCCUUGUUGAAGAAGAAGGACCCUCGCAUUUAUCAGAAAGAUGUCACUUUCUAUCAGAGAACAGCAUCCUCCUCUUCCUCGGAGAGCGAGGAGGAGCCAGCAGCCUCCGAGAAACAGAAGAAAGUGCAGACCAUGUACUUGAAAGACUAUGAGAGGAAGGUCAUCUUGGAGAAGGAAGGCAAGUACGUCGAUGAAGACAACUCAGAUGGAGAGACCGUCGAUCAGAGACUCAAGCAAACGUCAUCACAGAGUUACAUGGAAGAACAGAAGCAGCUCAAGGAAAGCUUCCGAGCCUUUGUGGAGGACAGUGAGGACGAGGACAGUGCUGGGGAAGGUGGUUCCGGGUUGCUGCAGAAACACACUAAAACCAGGGAGGAGAAGGCCCAGGAGGAGGCUGACUACGUUGAGUGGCUAAAGGGACAGAAGCAAAUUCAAAACCCCGAGUCCAUGAAGGAACUGGUAAGUGUCACUUACAGUCCCUGA